This is a messenger RNA of Trematosphaeria pertusa, 1096 nucleotides long. Its product is annotated as Mgm101p-domain-containing protein. Gene Ontology annotation, cellular component: mitochondrial chromosome; mitochondrial nucleoid. Lineage: Eukaryota; Fungi; Ascomycota; Dothideomycetes; Pleosporales; Trematosphaeriaceae. Gene Ontology annotation, biological process: recombinational repair; interstrand cross-link repair. The record is from RefSeq and is a predicted model, not a curated record. Gene Ontology annotation, molecular function: single-stranded DNA binding. The transcript is spliced from 2 exons. The coding region runs from base 31 to 927 and encodes 298 amino acids.
CCCCGCGUCUCUCCUCCAUCGCAUUCCACAAUGGCCGCGACAACCUCAAGAAGAGGGUUGUCCCUCCUCUUCUUCUCCUCCUCCUCUUCGCGAGCAGCGCCCUUUGCAUGCCGGUCACCUCAGCGCGGCUUCGCCUCCUCCCCCAUCUCCUCCGCAUUUGCGACCACCAAAUCGCGUGCCGCAACCGCUGCUCCUGCAAAAACCACUACCUCCACCAACCCUGCAGCUGCCUCCACCACUUCCCAACGAACCGUAACACCCAGCUUCCCCGCCAAAGAACCCCCCGUUCCCACCUCCCGCAACACCACCUCUGACAACGCCGCAGCCGCCGCCCGUCAGCAGCGCUCCCUCACCAACGGCCUCUCCGACCAGCCUCCUGAGCUCGAAGGCGUGCCCGCGAUAGACUGGACGCGCUCGUACCACGGGCUGGGAAGUAUCUCGUUCACGCCGGAGCAGCAGGAGGUUCUGCUUGCGCCCAUCGAGCAAGAUGACGUGGAGGUGAAGCCUGAUGGGCUGUUGUAUCUGCCGGAGAUCAAGUACAGGAGGAUAUUGAAUAAGGCGUUUGGGCCGGGCGGUUGGGGGCUUGCCCCCAGGGGAGAGAGCAUCGUGACGGGGAAGCUGGUUACGAGGGAGUACGGGCUUGUUGUGCAGGGGAGGCUGGUGUCAAUAGCUCGCGGCGAGCAACAAUACUUCGACCCUGACGGCAUCCCUACCGCUACCGAAGGCUGCAAAUCGAACGCCCUGAUGCGGUGCUGCAAGGACCUCGGCAUAGCAUCCGAGCUGUGGGAUCCUAGGUUUAUCCGGACGUUCACGAAGCAGAUGACUAAGGAGACCUGGGUGGAGCACGUCACGACCAAGAAGAAGAGGAAGAUUGUGAUGCGGAAGGACGAUACUGUGCGAUAUCCGUUCAAGGAGUCGAAGAUGUAGACGAUCUCUGAACCAUGGAGGAGAUAUGAUAGGACUAGGAACUAGGAGCCGUCGGACAUAUUGGGCGUUCAAUAGCCAGCCUGGGUUGCAUAUAGAGACCCUGUACAAAUAGAGUGUAACAAAAUCAAUCGGUCAUACGUGUCAUACGAAGGACUCUUCUUUAGCUUUC